AUGCCAGCCGUUACCUGGCAGCUCCAGAGAGCCGCCUGCCUCCUGCUCCUGCUCCUGCUCUGCUCCUUGGCCGCCGCUCGCCAGAACCUGCCCGAGUGCUGCCGGCAGAAAACCUGCUCGUGCCGCAUCUACGACCUCCUGCACGGCAUGGGCAACCACGCCGCCGGCAUCCUCACGUUGGGCAAGAGGAAGAGCGUCCCACCGGCCUUCCAGAGCCGCCUCUACCGCCUGCUGCACGGCUCCGGCAACCACGCCGCUGGCAUCCUCACCAUGGGCAAGCGCGGGGAGCACCCCGGCACCGGUGCUCAACCCACGCCGGCGCUGAGGGGCACCGCUGCCAGCCCCAGGGAGUGCCAGGGACACGCUGGGAAGGAGGUGACCAAGAGCCGGGGAGCUGCGAAGAGCUUUUACUGA
This is a messenger RNA of Anas platyrhynchos (mallard), 414 nucleotides long. NCBI's taxonomy places the organism in Eukaryota, Metazoa, Chordata, Aves, Anseriformes, Anatidae. The record is from RefSeq and is a predicted model, not a curated record.